GCAGGCGCAGCCCCGGAGGGCGUCCUCUGCGGCGGGCGAACUAGGCCGUGGGAUCCUGGCAGAGGCCGGGGUUGUGCGUCCGGGAGUGGAUACCCCUUGCGCGCGGCCGCCAUGCCGGACAGCUGGGACAAGGACGUGUACCCCGAGCCCCCGCGCCGCACGCCGGCGCCCUCGCCGCAGACCUCGCUGCCCAACCCCAUAACCUAUUUGACGAAGGCCUUCGACCUCCUCGUGGACCGGCCCGUGACCCUAGCGAGAGAGUUUAUAGAACGGCAGCACGCGAAGAACAGGUAUUACUACUAUCACCGGGAGUUCCGCCGUGUGCCAGACGUCACCGAGUGCCGGGAAAAGGAUAUCUUGUGCAUGUUCGAAGCAGAAAUGCAAUGGAAAAGAGACUAUAAAGUUGAUCAAGAAAUCGUCAACAUUAUCCAGGAAAGGCUGAAGGCCUGUCAGCAGAGGGAAGGUGAGAGCUAUAGGCAGAACUGUGCCAAGGAGCUGGAGCAGUUCACCCAGGUGGCCAAGGCCUACCAGGACCGCUAUCACGACCUGGGGGCUCAUUAUUCUGCCAGGAAGUGCCUGGCAAAACAGAAGCAGCGGAUGUUGGCAGAGAGGAAGGCAGCUAAAGAGGCCGCCACUGCCUAAAGCAGCUCCUUGAGCACCUUCACAAGAUGACUAUUAAAAUAAAGAGUAAUUAAGAAA
Molecule: messenger RNA, 699 nt
Organism: Mirounga angustirostris (Northern elephant seal)
Lineage: Eukaryota; Metazoa; Chordata; Mammalia; Carnivora; Phocidae
Gene: NDUFB10
Product: NADH:ubiquinone oxidoreductase subunit B10
Exons: 4
Coding region: 112-642 (176 amino acids)
Source: RefSeq, a predicted model, not a curated record